Molecule: messenger RNA, 1303 nt
Organism: Desarmillaria tabescens
Lineage: Eukaryota; Fungi; Basidiomycota; Agaricomycetes; Agaricales; Physalacriaceae
Product: polysaccharide lyase family 3 protein
Exons: 12
Coding region: 490-1221 (243 amino acids)
Biological process (GO): pectin catabolic process
Cellular component (GO): extracellular region
Molecular function (GO): pectate lyase activity
Source: RefSeq, a predicted model, not a curated record
UUCCAUAAUCUACAGUCGUUGUCAGAGGUCUAUUUACCAACUCUCAAAAAUUACUCGGUGCUAGAUGACGCAGAAAUAUCUGCUAUCCAGGCAAGAAGCCAGACUUCUACACAUCAAUGUUCAUGGCUGCUGCUUAAUAUGUUGCACGAGUUAGUGCUCUGAACGCCUCUAUUUCUAGGAGCGCGCCAUCUUGAGUCGCGUCGCGCUCGAUCUAGAAUCCUCUCUGCUCGCGGUGCUUGGGCUUGGCACGUCUUGGCUUGCACGACAGAGACCUGCAACGGAAUAUCUCUUUCUGAUCAGCCCAUGCUUUUAGGGCUAUCUGCAUGACGUAGAGCUCCCAAUGGGCGCCGAGUCUGCAGCGUAUAAAACUGUGAAGGUCGACACUGAAGUUAUCAAAAACAUUUUCCGACUUGCCUGGUCUCGCAGUCUACUCACUUCACUCAUUGUCUUGCACUUUCCUUGAUAAAUCUCUCUCGUUCCGCUACUACCAUGAUCUUUUCCACCACCGUCUUUCUUUCUUUGUUGGCUGUCGCCAGUGCCAGGCCCAAGCCCCGCGCAGCAAGCUGUACUUUCCCCGAGCCCGCUACAAGUACUAGUCUUUCUGAACCUAUGACAAUUGCGGCGGGUGACUCUUUUGAUGGUGAUAAUGUCAGAUAUGACCGAGGGACCGAGUGUGGUGGUCAAUCCGAAGGUGGUGACAGCGACGCCGUUUUUCUUCUUGAAGAAGGUGCAACCCUCUCGAACGUCGUCAUUGGUUCAGACCAAGGGGAAGGAAUCCACUGCUUGGGCUCCUGCACUCUGACUAACGUUUGGUUCGAGGCUGUUUGUGAAGAUGCUAUUACCAUCAAGCAGGAAUCCGGAACUUCUUACAUUAAUGGCGGUGGAGCGAAAGGUGCCGAUGACAAAGUAAUUCAGCACAAUGGAGGUGGAACUGUGUCCAUUGAUAGUUUCUGUGUGCAAGAUUUCGGCAAAUUGUACCGAAGCUGCGGCAACUGCGAUGACAUGUACGAAAGGCAUGUUGUUCUGUCCAACAUUAUUGCAGAAUCCGGGUCAGUUCUGGCAGGCAUCAACUCCAACUACGGUGAUACCGCGACUUUCGACACCGACUCCAUUGAUGCUAGUGAUGUGGACAGUUGGUGCAACACCUACGAGGGAAACGACACUGGUGACGAACCCGAAGAACUCACAGAGAACGAGGCCAACGACUACUGCGUGUUCUGAUUGGGUCCUGACGCCUGGGUGGACGCUUGAAUCGCUUUCGUACCGUUCCUGUACUUCAGGUUGCCCGGUGCAGCCUGUUCAA